CUCCGUCUCGGCGUUUCCCUCUCUCUCUGCAUUCAGCUUUCUUGCAUAACUCAGGCUAAGUGUGGUUAUCCCCAUCGACGAUCUUGUUGCAGACAUGGCCAACAACACGAAGCUCUACGUAAUCUACUACUCCUUGUACAGUCACGUGGGGAUCAUGGCACGGGAAGUCCAUCGAGGAGCUAAUAGUGUUCAAGGUGUGGAAGCCAUGCUCUGGCAGGUACCUGAAACGCUCCCGGAGCGGGUAUUGGAGAAGAUGAAGGCCCCACCAAAAGCAGAGGAUGUGCCAGUGAUAAGCCCCGAACAACUUGUCGACGCCGACGGUUUUCUUUUUGGAUUUCCAUCUCGUUUUGGGAUGAUGGCGGCCCAGUUCCAAGCUUUCUUUGAUGGCACCCAUGAGCUUGGCGAUUCUCAGGCCCUCGCUGGCAAACCUGCUGGCAUCUUCUGGAGCACCGGUUUCCAUGGAGGUGGCCAGGAGAAUACUGCAUUAACCGCAAUAACACAGUUGUCACAUCUCGGUAUACUUUUCGUCCCUAUUGGGUACACUUUUGGAAGUGGCAUGUUUGAGAUGAAUGAAUGGAAGGGUGGCUCUUCAUACGGUGCUGGGACUUAUGCAGGAGAUGGAUCUCGACAGCCCACAGAACUAGAGCUCCAACAAGCAUUUUACCAGGGUAAGUAUGUUGCUGAAAUAGCAAAAAAGCUCAAAGAUAAUACCCCUAUGGUGUGACAAUACCGUAUAUUAAAGAUGAAGUUUGUAGAAUGUUACAACAAUGUAAUUAUUUUAUUCCUUUUUCUUUUUCUGAUACUAAAAUGUAAAUAUAUUAUUCCUCAAAAGAAGAGGGUGAGAAGGUUACAUCUUCAUGAUACUAUUGGUUCUUAUGAAUGAGUUGGUUUCAUGCUUGUUGGAAUGCAAA
Messenger RNA from Telopea speciosissima, 911 nucleotides. RefSeq names its product NAD(P)H dehydrogenase (quinone) FQR1-like. Gene Ontology annotation, molecular function: NAD(P)H dehydrogenase (quinone) activity; FMN binding. Bases 95 to 724 code for a protein of 209 amino acids. Lineage: Eukaryota; Viridiplantae; Streptophyta; Magnoliopsida; Proteales; Proteaceae. The record is from RefSeq and is a predicted model, not a curated record. The transcript has 4 exons.